AUGCACCAUAGUAGUGAAGAUGUUACAGUGACGAAGCUGAAGUGUCCGCUGCCCCUCACGUGUGCUAUACCAAGGUUCCUCACCUGGCAGUGCCAAGAGGUUGUGGUGCCACCCUCCAGCAGUGAUGGCUUGCUACAGUGCCAAGAGGUUGUGGUGCCACCCUCCAGCAGUGAUGGCUUGCUACAGUGCCAAGAGGUUGUGGUGCCACCCUCCAGCAGUGAUGGCUUGCUACAGUGCCAAGAGGUUGUGGUGCCACCCUCCAGCAGUGAUGGCUUGCUACAGUGCCAAGAGGUUGUGGUGCCACCCUCCAGCAGUGAUGGCUUGCUACAGUGCCAAGAGGUUGUGGUGCCACCCUCCAGCAGUGAUGGCUUGCUACAGUGCCAAGAGGUUGUGGUGCCACCCUCCAGCAGUGAUGGCUUGCUACAGUGCCAAGAGGUUGUGGUGCCACCCUCCAGCAGUGAUGGCUUGCUACAGUGCCAAGAGGUUGUGGUGCCACCCUCCAGCAGUGAUGGCUUGCUACAGUGCCAAGAGGUUGUGGUGCCACCCUCCAGCAGUGAUGGCUUGCUACAGUGCCAAGAGGUUGUGGUGCCACCCUCCAGCAGUGAUGGCUUGCUACAGUGCUACAAGGUUGUGGUGCCACCCUCCAGCAGUGAUGGCUUGCUACAGUGCCAAGAGGUUGUGGUGCCACCCUCCAGCAGUGAUGGCUUGCUACAGAGCUACAAGGUCGCUGGGUUUGGAUACAUUUUGCUGUAG
Procambarus clarkii (red swamp crayfish) is the source of this 753-nucleotide messenger RNA. The record is from RefSeq and is a predicted model, not a curated record. Lineage: Eukaryota; Metazoa; Arthropoda; Malacostraca; Decapoda; Cambaridae.